This is a messenger RNA of Brassica rapa (field mustard), 1732 nucleotides long. Its product is annotated as spermidine synthase 1. Gene Ontology annotation, biological process: spermidine biosynthetic process. Gene Ontology annotation, molecular function: spermidine synthase activity. NCBI's taxonomy places the organism in Eukaryota, Viridiplantae, Streptophyta, Magnoliopsida, Brassicales, Brassicaceae. Gene Ontology annotation, cellular component: cytosol. The record is from RefSeq and is a predicted model, not a curated record.
UGAUUCAUUUAUUUUACUUUCAAUCCAAAUAAUUCACCUAUAUUUUUCUUUCAACAAGUUGAAAAUUUUCUAACUCCAAAUAAUCCACUUGCAUAUGCUCACUGUUAAUGGUUUUAUAAGUAUUCUUUAUUUUCCUUCUGGGAACAAGUUGUUAUGAUAGUACGUGAAAGGAGAUGCUCUAAUAACAAAGUCAUAAAACAAAUAUAAAAACAGAUUGAUAUCGAAUCCACUUCACCUGCUUCCUCUUUAUAUCUUUCGCUUCAGUUCACAUCAAUACACAAUCCUUCAAAAACCUUGUUCCCUCUCUCUCAUUUCGUUAUCUCUCUGAGUUUCUUGUUCAGAACAACAGCAGCAAUGGAUUCCAAAGAAGCCUCAGUUACCAAUUUUAAUAGACUGAGAGAAGAGGAUGAUGACAACACUGCAGCUAAUGGAGAUCAGAAGAAGGAGCCUGCUUGUUUCUCAUCAGUGAUUCCUGGGUGGUUCUCCGAGAUGAGUCCCAUGUGGCCAGGAGAGGCACACUCUUUGAAAGUUGAGAAAGUUUUGUUUCAAGGGAAAUCAGAUUACCAAGAUGUCAUUGUUUUCCAGUCUGCCACAUAUGGAAAAGUGUUGGUUUUGGAUGGAGUAAUCCAACUUACGGAGAGAGACGAAUGCGCUUAUCAGGAAAUGAUCACUCAUCUUCCUUUGUGCUCUAUUCCUAACCCAAAGAAGGUAUUGGUCAUUGGAGGAGGAGGUGGAGGUGUCCUGCCUGAAGUUGCACGCCAUGCUUCUGUUGAGCAGAUUGACAUGUGUGAAAUUGAUAAAAUGGUGGUCGACGUCUCUAAGCAGUUUUUCCCUAAUGUAGCAAUUAGAUUCGAGGAUCCUCGCGUGAACCUCGUCAUUGGUGAUGGUGUUGCUUUCUUGAAGAAUGCUGUUGAUGGUUCAUAUGAUGCGGUUAUUGUUGACUCAUCAGAUCCAAUCGGUCCUGCAAAGGAGCUGUUUGAGAAACCUUUUUUCCAAUCCGUGGCGAGAGCUCUUCGUCCUGGUGGAGUUGUGUGCACUCAGGCUGAAAGCUUGUGGCUUCACAUGGACAUCAUCGAGGAUAUUGUUUCCAACUGUCGUGACGUCUUCAAGGGUUCAGUAAACUAUGCUUGGACUAGCGUCCCAACAUACCCUAGUGGGGUUAUUGGGUUCAUGCUCUGUUCAACUGAAGGGCCUCAUGUCGACUUCAAAAACCCCGUAAACCCUAUUGAUGACAGCUCCAGCAAAUCAAAUGGACCCUUGAAGUUCUACAACGCUGAGAUUCAUUCAGCUGCAUUCUGCUUACCUUCUUUCGCUAAGAAGGUGAUCGAGUCAAAGGCCACUUGAAAAGAGAAAGAAUUGAGGAUAGGAUCGUAGCACUUAUCAAAAUAAAAUCUUUUUUGUUUUGUUUUCAAGCAUGUUUCUGUGACCACCCAACAAAUGCAAACCACUUUUUUUUCUUUCAGCCACAAUAGCAUCAGUACACAUUACAUAUUAUAAAGCCUGUCUACAAGUCUCAUUUCUUUAUGCCUCUUUACCAUUUAUUUAAAGACUAGAACCUUUGGAGGGAUCUCAGUAGCUGGAGGCCUAGCUUGUUCUACAUCAGCCUUCUUUCUCAAAGGCCUAGCUUUACAAUCAUGGUAACGUACAACACAAGCCAACCAUUUAAGCACAUUCCCAAAACAAAUCAAACCUACAUAGAGACCAGUGUACAACAUUCUGUUUCCAUUUGAAC